AGUCACCUUGGUAGCUUGCUAGACAAAAUAGCCGAACCAAUAAAGCUCUUUAGACGCUUUCGUUGAUAUUAGCCACUGUGUUUUAAAACAUACUUCUGUGGUCUAGUUAGUUAUCAGAUUGAAUUAUAUAUUAAUGGUGUUGUUGUUAUUAUUCAGCUAGCGGGUUGGUUAAGUUAGCAUUAGCCUAGCUAGGUAACAUCUCCAACCAUGAGGUUACUAAGCUUCUCUCCUUCUGCUAAAGAAGAGGUCUGCUGGACGGAGGAAGAAGUUAUCGUGAAAAAGGAGGAGGAAGAGGAGACUGUUUCAAUACAAAAACAAGUAGAGGGUGAGGCUGUUACCGUGAAGGAAGAAGUGAAAGACGUUACAGUGAAGGAAGAGAAAGAGGAUGAUGCUGUUUUUGGAGUGAAAGAGGGGGAGGGGGAGAUGACUGUCACAUUGAAAAAGGAGAAGGAAGAAGAGGAGGGAACUGGAUAUCUGCGCCUGGUUUCCCAAAUGCAUCUUAAGGCAUCCAAUGGUUCUAACGAUGAACGGGUCCUGAUUAACACUAGAGAGAGAUGUGACUAUCGUGGAUCCUCUGGGGAUCCUCAACAGUAUCAUGAUGCUGAUGAGGCAGAGAAGAGUCUCUCCACAUCAGAACUCCUCAAGAAACAGCAGCAGAGACCCACAGGGAAGAAAUCUCAUUGCUGCUCUGACUGUGGGAAACGUUGCAAAUCUUCAUCAGAACUUAAAAUACACCAGCGAGUACAUACAGGAGAAAAACCUUAUAGCUGUGAUCAAUGUGGGAAGAGUUUUACUCAGUCAAGCUCCCUGAAAUCACACCAUAGAACACACACGGGAGAGAAACCUUUUGUCUGUUAUCAAUGUGGGAGGAGUUUUACUCAGCUAGGCAACCUGAUAGGACACCAGCGGGGACAUACAGGAGAGAAACCUUAUAGCUGUGAUCAAUGUGGGAAGAGUUUUACUACAUCUAGCUAUCUAACUAUACAUCAGAGAACACACACCGGAGAGAAACCUUAUGGCUGUGAUCAAUGUGCGAAGAGUUUUACUCAGCUAAGCAGCCUGAUAGUACACCGGCGGGGACACACAGGAGAGAAACCUUAUAGCUGUGAUCAAUGUGUGAACAGUUUUACCUCAUCUAGCUAUCUAACUAUACACCAGAGAACACACACUGGAGAAAAACCUUAUUGCUGUGAUAAAUGUGGGAAGAGUUUUACUCAACUAAGCAGCCUGAUAUCACACCAGAGAACACACACAGGAGAGAAAUAUAGCUGUGAUCAAUGUGGGAAGAGUUUUACUACAUCGAGCUAUCUAACUAUACACCAGAGAAUACACACAGGAGAUACAUCUUAUGGCUGUGAUCACUGUGGGAAGAGUUUUAUUCGGCUACAAACCCUGAAAUCACACCAGAGAAUACACACUGGAGAGAAACCUUAUAGCUGUAAUCAAUGUGGGAAGAGUUUUACUCAGCAAAACGGCUUGAUAUCACACCAGAGAACACACACAGGAGAGAAACCUUAUAGCUGUGAUCAAUGUGGGAAGAGAUACUCUGAUAAAAGAUCUCAGAUUAAACAUCAGAAAAUACAUGAAAUUGUUUCAUGAUAUCAAUGAAAUGAUGUCACAUUGUAGAAUGUUUUAACAUUGUAGGAGUAUUGUAAUGAUGUCACAAUGUAGAACCUUAAACAUUUGUCCCCCUGUUCAGUUAAAUUGAUUUUAGCCUCAGGGGAAAAAAUCCAGGCUAUGAAUUGAAAUAGUAUUAUUUAUGAGAUUUAUCAAAAAGUGACUUGUGUUACACUUGCCACGUUGAUGACCCACUUGAAUCAAAAUACAACACUUCAAAAUGUUUAGGUUUUUAAUAUAUCCCAAACUGUUUCUGCAUAUUGGUUAUUGAUUUGGACACGUUAAACCUGUGUUUUGACAUUGCACUAUUCCCAUUUAGCAAAAUGUCAUUGAAAAUACAUUUGAAAAUAAGACUGUGCCCAAUGUUCAAUAUAUGUUCGGUUGUAGUUGAAAAUGAAAGUUGAAAAGAUGUAGUUUUUUCAAUGACUUGAAAACAGCUUAAUUUCAAUGUACUUGCAGCUUAUACACCUAUAAUCAAUUUUAUUAACAAUCUUACAUCACCCCAGAAUUUCUUGACAACAUUCAAGUGCUAAUUGUCUUUAUUCCACUACUGAAGAAGCAUGACUCAAAUCACCUCAUAUUUCAAAAAUCCAGCCUGGCAAAAGAUACAUGUUUUAUUAUUCCAUGCCUCACCAUUAAGUUCAUUAAUGCCAAUACAUAUUAACAAAUGGGUGUACAUUUGGUUUUGAUAUUUCAUAUUUACAAUUAUGUAACAUUUAGUAAUAUUUAUGCAACCAACUGACAAUUUUUGGGUUCAAUUAUAUUGACAUUGUUGCCCUGCUUUUAUAAUAUCAGGGUUCAUUCUCAGAUGUGCCAACCCAAAUGUACUAGAGCAUGACAUUGGAGACUGGGCCCCGAUCCAACAACAUGCCUAUCGGGUGCACCCUGAAAAGAGAGAGAAGCUCCGCAGUGAGGUGGAAAGUUACAACAGAUAUCGCAGUAGUUUCCUCUUGAAAUCAGACAUGUCCGUGUCAAGGACAACUUGGUUGCUGAUUGCCUCAAGAGUUGACAGUCAAAAAGAUUUGUGUUGUGCAUUUAACCAGUGUGUUACCUUGGAUCACAAUUUAUUUUGACAUGUUUUCCGUGUUGGAGAUGAGUUUUUAUCUCUUAUUCUUUUCUGUAUUUUUAAAAAACUGCACUGUUGGUUAGGGGCUCCUAAGUCAGCAUUUCACUGUUCGGUCUACCUGUUGUAUUCGGCGCAUGUGACUAAUACAAUACAAUUUGAUUUGAGUUUUGUUCAUUCCAAGGGGACGAGAGUUCUUGAAGCUAGUGAGUUUUAGGAUUCUAUAGAAAGAAAAAGGAGAAAAUAAUCAUAUGAUUGUAUAUUAUUAUUUAGAAAAAUUAGUUUUUUCUUGUUUUUAAUUGUUGACAGCAAGUUGUUUUCUGUUGGUGGUAUGAAAACUUGUCCAACAAAAUUAUAGGAUAUAUUUGUUGUCUUAAGGGGUAAGGUGUUGCAGGCUUCCAUUUAUGUUUUGAGGUUGGACUUUAGCACGUAUAGCUCGUUAGCACUGAUUGGUGUCACCUCGUUAGUCAGUAUGUGUUAUACCUGUGCUGGCUUGUCCAUCUCCUUAGUGGGACGGUGUUUCACCUGAGCUGGUCCAGGUUCUAUUUAAGAGUGUUUGGCCCAGUGCUCCAGUUGUCUUGAUAGAUGUGGAGAGUCAACACCUUUAGUUGCGCUACUUUUUUAGUUUGCGUCCCUUUUUUACGUUUGUUGUGGGUUUUUCUUUUGUUUGCCUCUUGUUGGGCAGAUUUAGUGGGUCUCAUGGUGGGUGUCUUUCAUGUCCCAGUUGUUGUUACUCGUCAACAUUCAGUGGACACUGAGAGCAAAACUGCAACAUUAUGUUAUAAUACUUUUAUUGCAUUAAAUGGUUGUUUUAUGCAACAGAAUAGAGGGUUCUUAGAACUAUAGUGUCUGUGUGUUCUACUGAGGAUGGGCCUCUGGGAGAUAACACUGACAGGAGAUUUACAAUGUCUUUUGGGUGAUAAAACCUAAAGAGGCCGCAUUCCAGAGCAUGAGUUAAUGUUUCUGUUCUAUAUGGUACCAGGGAGAGAUGACCCCAGGGCCAGACCCUGGUCUCUACACAAAGAGUACUGUUUUUACAUCAGAUACUUAUAAUUCCCAGCAGACAGUGUCUUUCAUACAAAUCUUAACCUUGUGACCCGUUCUAUACAUCUGUUGUUUGUCAUGUAGGUUGAAAGGGGUGCAUCUUGGCUAUUAAAGACCUUUGUACUUUUGUAUCGGGGCUCUCAACGAAUCAUCUGCGGGUGAUUCGUCGACCAGCCAUCAUUAUCGUAGAGCACUCAAUUGAUUAACUUUAUAUGUGUAUGUUGUCUUGACCUGCUCCCUUAUUAUUAAGAGAAUAAAGACGUAGUUCAA
This is a messenger RNA of Oncorhynchus keta (chum salmon), 3994 nucleotides long. Its product is annotated as zinc finger protein OZF-like. The transcript has 2 exons. NCBI's taxonomy places the organism in Eukaryota, Metazoa, Chordata, Actinopteri, Salmoniformes, Salmonidae. Bases 208 to 1599 code for a protein of 463 amino acids. The record is from RefSeq and is a predicted model, not a curated record. Gene Ontology annotation, cellular component: nucleus.